Molecule: messenger RNA, 234 nt
Organism: Lichtheimia ornata
Lineage: Eukaryota; Fungi; Mucoromycota; Mucoromycetes; Mucorales; Lichtheimiaceae
Exons: 1
Coding region: 1-234 (77 amino acids)
Source: RefSeq, a predicted model, not a curated record
AUGUCAUCUCGCUUUGUCGAGCAUUUCAAAGCUGAGGAGACACACACACCAUCUACAAGCACUGUUGCCAACAAUACAAGUGAUUCAUCAUUUGAGGAAGAAGGUCAAGCUAAUCUAGCUGGCAAGGUCAAGCGUCUUUUUGGCACUAUCCGUAAAAAGGAUAUAUCCACCCAACAGCCUUCUUCACUUGUGUCCUCCCAAGAAAACUCCAACAACAGCGUUUCAUCCUCUUAA